CAGUCAUUUUGUUCGUUCUACUUUAAUAUCGCAUUUUGAAUCAAUUUUGCUUCAAAAGAUUUCUACGAUUCACAGGGAGCAGUCAUCACUGUUUUAUUCCUUGUUGUUCCUAUCCUAGAAAAGUUUUAAUUGUAUUUCUAAUAUUCUAGCGAAUUUAGGCUUAACCAUGAGAAGCUUGGUAAUACUGCUGUGUGUGGUGGCCGCGGUCAGCGCAGUUUCCUUCUUCGAUCUGGUGAAGGAGGAGUGGAAUGCAUUUAAGAUGGAGCACCAGAAACAAUACGACAGCGAGGUAGAGGAUAAAUUCAGAAUGAAGAUAUACGCAGAGAACAAGCACAACAUAGCCAAACACAACCAGAAGUUCGCACGCGGUGAGGUCUCGUUCAGACUGAAGCAGAACAAGUAUGGAGACAUGUUGCAUCAUGAGUUCGUACACACUAUGAAUGGAUUCAAUAAGACAACUAAGAACAGCAAGGGCCUGUUCGGCAAGAGCGCGGGAGAGCGCGGCGCUACCUUCAUCCCUCCAGCCAAUGUGCACUUGCCCGACCACGUGGACUGGCGCAAACAUGGCGCAGUCACAGAGGUCAAGGACCAGGGUAAAUGCGGCUCAUGCUGGUCCUUCAGCUCGACCGGAGCACUGGAAGGACAGCAUUACCGCAGGACCAACAUCCUGGUGUCUCUCUCGGAGCAGAACUUGAUCGACUGUUCCGCAGCGUACGGCAACAAUGGCUGCAAUGGUGGUCUCAUGGACAACGCUUUUAAAUACAUCAAAGACAACAGAGGCAUUGACACUGAGAAGAGUUACCCAUAUGAAGGCAUUGAUGAUAAAUGCAGAUACAACCCAAAGAAUACCGGAGCUGAUGAUAACGGCUUCGUCGAUAUCCCGUCAGGUGAUGAAGGCAAGCUGAUGGCCGCGGUGGCCACGGUGGGCCCUGUCUCCGUCGCCAUUGACGCCUCGCAGUCCUCCUUCCAGUUCUACUCCGACGGUGUAUACUUUGACGAGAACUGCUCCUCGUCUUCUCUAGAUCACGGCGUGCUGGUGGUUGGCUACGGCACUGACGAGAAUGGCGGUGACUACUGGCUGGUGAAGAACUCUUGGGGCCGUUCAUGGGGCGACCUCGGAUAUAUCAAGAUGGCGCGCAACCGAGACAACCACUGCGGCAUCGCCACCGCAGCUUCAUACCCACUUGUAUAAAUACCCUUCCCCAUCACCUUAUCUAUCUCCCUACUAUCCCCACUAUGGUACCAAACCCAAGACCUCAUAAAUAUCAAUAAUUCAGGAAACUGACAAAAACUGUCAUGUGUUUCUACUGACGAUAUCGCUAAUCUUAUGACUUUCAACUUUGUUACCGCGAAAAACAUGACACAUAUUGCGUUUUGGUUAAUAUUUCUAUGUGUGACGACACAAUUUUCAAAGGUUGGUAAUUGACACCAUCAUACGUCAAAA
Molecule: messenger RNA, 1444 nt
Organism: Papilio xuthus (Asian swallowtail)
Lineage: Eukaryota; Metazoa; Arthropoda; Insecta; Lepidoptera; Papilionidae
Source: RefSeq, a predicted model, not a curated record